This is a messenger RNA of Staurois parvus, 269 nucleotides long. The record is from the annotation of a GenBank genome assembly. NCBI's taxonomy places the organism in Eukaryota, Metazoa, Chordata, Amphibia, Anura, Ranidae.
AUUUACUAAUACUUGAACACUCAAGAAUAUGCAUGUUCAAUUAAAGUGUUCCUAAACCCAGGACCCUGCAUUCACUAUAUCUGGUCUCCCAGGACUCUGCAUUCACUAUAUCUGGUCUCCCCGGACCCUGAAUUCACUAUAUCUGGUCUCCCCGGACAAUGCAUUCACUAUAUAUCUGGUCUCCCAGGACCCUGCAUUCACUAUAUCAUGGUCUCCCCAGACCCUGCAUUCACUAUAUCUGGUCUCCCUGGACCCUGGUCAUUCACUAU